This is a messenger RNA of Ornithodoros turicata, 626 nucleotides long. RefSeq lists its product as uncharacterized. The transcript is spliced from 5 exons. Lineage: Eukaryota; Metazoa; Arthropoda; Arachnida; Ixodida; Argasidae. The coding region runs from base 141 to 527 and encodes 128 amino acids. The record is from RefSeq and is a predicted model, not a curated record.
GGCACUGACCUCAUACCGGCGGCAGUAGGCCGGCCGUUAGGGGGAAAGUGAAGAGCGAGGACGGCAGUGAAGUUUCGUCUGCUAAUUGAGCAGGUUUUGGUUUCGUUAUGUCGGCUACUUCGUGAAGCGUGCGCUACGAGAUGAGGACGUUGUGUGUGGGGUUGGUUUUAUGGAUACCUCUACUCGUUGCAGCCACGUCCAGGGACAUCACCAUUUUCGCUUAUCAAGAAUUGCGCCCUUGUGAUAUCAUUCUCAUUUACAUAGAACCACAUUACCGGAAGCAAUGUCCAGAAAUCCUUCCUCGUGACUGUCCUUCAGUUUUCGGCUGUCGGGCAGUGCAUGAUAGCAGACGACCGUGUCCUGUCUGCAAGUGCGACGCUCGGUAUUCUCCACCGCCUCCGCGAACUUCAUGUCCUCCACUCAAAGGUUGCCCUGCUGAAUACGGCUGUGAAGUUCGGCAACGUGUUGGAAAAUGUCCCUUCUGCAAAUGUGGUAUCAAGAAACCUCGUAAGCCGAACGAAGUAUGAACGAACUUGUACAGAAUAAAUUCAAAAUUAGGAAAUUUGUCAUGUAAAACGAUGAGAAAGGUCAUUUUAUUGAAGCUCCAUACAGUUCCCUUGCUGGGC